UUGUACAGAAAGCCCAUCAAGGAACACUUGUUAGGCCCAUUAGCCCAUUAAGUUCAGGAUAAAGAUAAGUGUUUUCGUCUCUCUAUGGACAGAAAAAAAUCAAGAACAAGAGGCAAAGUAUCUCUCAACUCAAGAAUCAAUAGGAAGCAGAAGAUGAAGAGAAUUCCUCGUAUCAAAUUUCCUCAGAGACAUUCUUCAUCUUCCUCUCCUUCUACUUCAUCAGGUUCUGGACCAGCGCAGGGAUCUGGUGCCGGCGGCAAGAGGAAUGUGACGGCGAGUUCAGAUGUCCCGGCGGCGCCGAAGAACAUUGCUGAUGGAGGGAAAGCAUCACUCCAGCCGAAACGCACUCCUGUUUCCGACAAGGAAAUCGAAUCCAUAAUGUUGGGAGGUUGCAUCUGACGUUUUAACGUUUGAAGAUUUGAUCAACACUUUGGGCUUCUGUCUUUUUCGGCUGGUGAACUUUUAUUAUAUGCUUUUUUUAAUGUAAAGAAAGAACUAAUAAUGUAAGAGAAUAUGAUGCUGUUUCUCGUUGUCAA
This is a messenger RNA of Brassica napus (rape), 536 nucleotides long. RefSeq lists its product as uncharacterized. The coding region runs from base 85 to 399 and encodes 104 amino acids. The record is from RefSeq and is a predicted model, not a curated record. The transcript has 3 exons. NCBI's taxonomy places the organism in Eukaryota, Viridiplantae, Streptophyta, Magnoliopsida, Brassicales, Brassicaceae.